AUGAGGACUAGAGACGACUCUGCGCUUGACGAAGCUGCAACACCUGCCGCUCGUACUGGUAGGACGAGGCGCAUUAGUGAGCGGAACAGGAACAGAAGCAAGAGCUCGCCGCCGGUCUCGCAGGUGGGUGUGCCCUUGGCGCGAGAGCCAGCAGGUCACGAAGAGGAUUCUUCGGACGGGACGGCAUAUGAGGAAUCGGACAAAGACGACGUUAGCUCUCUUGACGACACUUCAUCGGACGAGAAGGGAUCGACAGCGACCCCCAUUAUUCCUGGUAGCGGAAGCGUUCCUGGUAGUGGAAACGUUCGGAAUAAGAAUCCACUUCGCACAAACAAGAGAGGGCUCGCGUUGGCGAUUCAGAAGACUUUGGCAGACGCAAUUGAAUCAAGAGGUGGACGCGACGCUUUCUUCGACGCAGGCACAAACAAGGCAACUCCGGGGCGUCAUCAACCUCUGUUUGACAUCUGCGAGCAGGAUACAGAUACGUACGGCGUGUCCGGAUCACACAGACGAGAGCAGGUGCGAUCGAAGUGUCGGUGGUGGCGUAGUUUGUCACUCGAGGAGUACCAGAAAGUGAUCAAGGGCCUCGGUGUGGCACCUGCCUGCGAAAGGGAAUCGCUUCCUGCGACCGGAUCAAAAUCUGCAAGCAAGACCAAGAGCAAGAGCGCCUCGAAAUCCAGCAAGGCCAGCACUCAAUCGUCAUCGAAGAAGCAAAAGCAAACGCCUGUCGCUGCUGGAAAAUCGCAGAGUAAGAGAUCCACGCGUUCCAAGAAGGAGGUACCACCAGUUCCGGCACCAACUCCUGCUGUUCCUGCUGACUUCACCAAUUACCGAGACGCGGGCUACCAGUAUUCUGACAGUGAAGAAGAUCCAGAGCCAACUCCUGACCCAGCUCGCAAGCUUUUUUAUUCGCCAAAUCAGAUCACCCCAACACCAGCCAAAAUGGCCAGCGUCCACAGUGGCCGUUCACGAAAGUCCAAGGCUUCCGACGAAACGAUUGGUGCCUUUCCAAUUGAGGUGGACACCGAGUGUCCCGAGAACAACCUCAUCGUUGAUGUGGUGAAAUUCACCGGAUUUGAUUACCGUGGAAAGGAAUACAAUGGGUAUGACAUCAGUUUUGUGGGUGACUAUCGUCACUUCAAGCACGACCGCUACAAGUUUAGCAUCCCAAAUCCGGAUACUAGUCCGCAUGUCGUCUUGUUUGAGAAACCAUCACGAAGCAGCAUCUUCGAGCCUGAUGGAAAGGACCAAGCACAAUACCUUAAAGCGGAGAAAGCGGAAGCUGUCAAAAAGGGCCACAGAAAAGCCAAUGAGGCCAUGAAAGGAGACAAAUCCCGAGACACGUUGAAGUUCCUGUUGAAGUUCCCCGAUGGUGCCAAGAUUACGAAUGAUCCUUUCCGAAGCGAUACUGAUCAUGGUGCCAAGUACUUUGAAGGGGACCAAUUCGUGAUCAAAUUCAAAACUGGAGACAAGGACAAAAAUGACAAGGAGGUGAUUGGUUGGAAUUGUAGAAUGUCCUACAAGGUGAUCGACUUGAACUCCGGCGAGACAUUCAAGGGAAGCGGGAAUGCAGCAGCAAAGAAAGCUGCAGACAUGAUGCGUGACCUCAGCAGCAGCAGCAGCAGCAGCAGCAGCGAAGAAGAGGAUCCAAUGGAAGACAGCUCGACAGAUCCAGACAGUGUGGUGUCUGUUAAGUCGAGAAGCCCACCACCAAAAGUCGAUAGCUCUGCGUCCGAAGAUGGCGAUUCCGUUGACUCGUCGAAGAUGGAAACUUCUCCUGAGAAGGAAGAGCAAAACCUGGAGGGAGAACUCGACCCUGACGUGGUGGCCAAUCUGGAAGGCAUGGGAUUUAGUUUGUCGGAUAUUCUGUGGUGUUCAACCUAUGCAAAUGGAAAUGUUGAUCUCACCCUCCACUAUUUGCAGAAUGGAAUUCCAGAACAAGAUAUUGUGGCAGCACUUCAAGCAGAAACUCCGGGAUCAGAGAGCGCUCCAGUCACAGAGAGCGCUCCAGUCGCGGGAGGGCCACUGGUUGUCAAGAGCUCAAAGAAAUUCGAACCAGUCAACCGGAGGGAACAAUUCAAGUCCAAGGCGACCAGCAAGGAGAGCCGUGUAGAUGCCAAAGAAGCUAUCCGCGAGAAGAAGAAAUACGAGACAAUCAAGAAGGCUCGCAACAGUUCCUUGGCUGCUGCUGUUGCCACUGGCGGCGGCGACGGUAGUGCUUUCAUUGAUGGUAUUGCAACUGGUCUGCAAAAGCAUAUCCAAGAAGGCAACACACUGCUUGAGGAAAUCGGUGGAGAAGAAGGUGCUCCAACAAUGGCUCCGCUUCCUGAAUCGCCACCAGACAACAAACUCGGCAUUACCGGUACCAGUAUGGGAGCCAGCUUCGAUGAGGACGACCAACUGAAACUUGAUCCAUUACAACAACAGAAAGGCGAUUACUAA
Molecule: messenger RNA, 2442 nt
Organism: Seminavis robusta
Lineage: Eukaryota; Bacillariophyta; Bacillariophyceae; Naviculales; Naviculaceae
Source: the annotation of a GenBank genome assembly